CAUAUACCUGGCCGGACUAAUUGUUAUCGCCAGUAGAUUCCAGGCGUCCGUUCAAAGUGAGUGUCGAUCCUGAACAAAUGGCGACGGCCACUUCCAGUCAAUCGAACAGUGACGGCAAUGCAAAGAAAGUGCCCAUGUCUCCUUCUGAAUUUUUCGCCAAAAUUUACGGCACCGAUCGCAAGUCUGCCGAUGAUUCUUGCAGUUCGGCGGAAGAGGCCAAAUCUACAGCAUCCGGUAUGCAGAUCGUGACACAUCGGUCAUCACUUGCCGAGACGGCACAUCCUUCCUCUCCUGCUGCCGCAGCUCUUCAGCAACAAAGAUCAGUUUCAGCAACGAGCCCUUGGCACCUAUAUCCGUCGUGGAAUCCGGAACACUUAUUCUGGGCAUCCAGGAAUCAAGGAUCGUUUUUCGAUCCGCUUUCUCUACCACCCGCACUCACGGCCCUAAUGGCCAGGAGGAAACGCAAAGGUCUGAGUCAGCGCAGGCAGAGGACAACGUUCACCCAAGAGCAGACGCUCCGUUUGGAAGUCGAGUUCCAGUCAGCCGAGUACGUUUCGCGGACCAGACGGUCCGAAUUGGCCGCAGCCCUUCGUUUGAGCGAAACCCAAAUCAAAAUCUGGUUCCAGAAUCGCCGAGCAAAAGACAAACGCAUCGAGAAGGCCCACAUCGAUCAUCAGUACAGGUGCAAUGAGUUGGCGACUCAGCAGGGCGUGUCGCCAACGUCUCAGCAGCCGGACCGUGUGUGUGGGCUUUUGUCUUGCAAUUUAUCUUCGUUCCAACCGCAAAACAAACGGGAUGCAGAGCUUUCGUUGCCGCCUAACGAAAGUGAAAUGGACGACGACAAUGACACUCCAAUUUCCAUUUGAUCUAUAAAUGUCAAUCAUUUCAAUUUCGUUUUUU
This is a messenger RNA of Daphnia carinata, 900 nucleotides long. RefSeq names its product homeobox protein rough-like. Gene Ontology annotation, biological process: regulation of DNA-templated transcription. The transcript has 3 exons. The record is from RefSeq and is a predicted model, not a curated record. The coding region runs from base 78 to 866 and encodes 262 amino acids. Lineage: Eukaryota; Metazoa; Arthropoda; Branchiopoda; Diplostraca; Daphniidae. Gene Ontology annotation, molecular function: DNA-binding transcription factor activity, RNA polymerase II-specific; DNA binding.